GGGCGGCGGCAGACGGCGGCCGGGUCACGUGCUGCUAAGCUGGCCGCGCCGUCGGCGGGGCUGCAGCUGCGGGAACGGCGACAGCAGGCGCGGGGAUACGCUAAGCCCCUCGCCCCGGAGCAGAUGAUGCAUUUCUUGUGCUCAGCGAUGAAAGGCACCUUCCUGGCCAUCAGGCUUCACUACGGAAGACACGAGCAGUAUGCCACAAAUUCGAGAGUGGCAGGGGGCAGAACUCAAAUUGAAAUCAUCCCCUGCAAGAUCUGUGGCGAUAAAUCAUCAGGAAUCCACUAUGGUGUAAUCACUUGUGAAGGUUGCAAGGGGUUCUUCCGGAGAAGCCAACAGAGUAAUGCCACCUACUCGUGCCCGCGGCAGAAGAACUGUCUGAUUGACCGAACGAGCCGGAACCGGUGCCAGCACUGUCGAUUACAGAAGUGUCUGACGGUGGGAAUGUCUCGUGAUGCUGUCAAGUUUGGUCGGAUGUCCAAGAAGCAGAGGGAUAGUCUGUACGCUGAGGUACAGAAGCAUCGCCUGCAGCAACAACAGAGGGACCACCCCCAGCCCCCUGGCGAAGCUGAGCCCCUAACCCCACCUUAUAGCAGCCUGGCAGAACUGAACAACGACCUCAGCAACCUGUACAUGGAUGGGCAGGCAGCGGAACUGGGCAAGGCAGACUCAGCGAUGAACAACCUCUACCUGGACAUCCAGCCGUCUCCUGACCAGUCCGGUCUAGACAUUAACGGCAUUAAACAGGAGCCCAUUUGUGAAUAUGCAACAGCCCCAGACUUCUUUCCCUACUGCUCCUUCACAGAUGGUGAGACGUCUCCGACUGCCUCAAUGGCAGAGCUAGAACACCUUGCACAGAACAUUGCCAAAUCCCACAUUGAGACCUGCCAAUACCUCCAGGAGGAGCUGCAGCAACUAAUGUGGAAAACGUACAUGCAGGAGGAGCUGGAAAUUUAUUUGAACAAGCCCAGGGAGGUGAUGUGGCAGCUAUGUGCGAUCAAAAUCACAGAAGCAAUUCAGUAUGUGGUGGAGUUUGCCAAGCGCAUCGAUGGAUUCAUGGAGUUGUGUCAAAAUGACCAGAUCGUACUUCUGAAAGCAGGUUCUUUAGAAGUUGUGUUUGUCCGAAUGUGUCGAGCGUUUGACUCCCAGAACAACACCGUGUAUUUUGACGGGAAAUUUGCUGGACCUGAUGUCUUCAAGUCGCUGGGUUGUGAUGACUUGAUCAACUCUGUCUUUGAAACUGGCAAAAGUCUGUGUGCGCUGCACUUGGUGGAGGAUGAGAUCGCCUUGUUUUCUGCUUACGUAUUGAUCUCAGCUGAUCGUCUAUGGCUUCAGGAGAAGAUUAAAGUUGAGAAGUUGCAGCAGAGGAUCCAGCUGGCCCUUCAGCACCUUCUACAGAAACAUCACCGAGAGGAUGGCAUUCUGACCAAGCUCCUAUCUAAAGUGACCAUGUUACGAGCACUGUGCAAUCGACACACUGAGAAGCUCUCCUCAUUUAAAGCAAUACACCCAGACAUUGUGCGCGUGCAUUUCCCUCCACUGUACAAGGAGCUGUUCAGCUCUGAGUUUGAGCAAAUUAUGCCAACAGAUGGAUAAUCACUGGCACCAGUAGACAUCGCAACUU
Messenger RNA from Mobula hypostoma (lesser devil ray), 1627 nucleotides. It is a transcript of the gene roraa, whose product is annotated as RAR-related orphan receptor A, paralog a. Gene Ontology annotation, cellular component: nucleus. Bases 124 to 1599 code for a protein of 491 amino acids. Gene Ontology annotation, molecular function: zinc ion binding; RNA polymerase II cis-regulatory region sequence-specific DNA binding; nuclear receptor activity. The transcript has 11 exons. Gene Ontology annotation, biological process: regulation of transcription by RNA polymerase II. The record is from RefSeq and is a predicted model, not a curated record. Lineage: Eukaryota; Metazoa; Chordata; Chondrichthyes; Myliobatiformes; Myliobatidae.